AUGCAGGGCAUCCUCGCCUUCGCCAAGUUCUACGCCGAGUCGCCGGACGACGACAAACCGCAUUUGUACGUCCACGGCAUCUCGUCGCUGCGCAUCGCGGAGGCCGAGCGGUCGCGCGCGGCGCCCCCGACGGCCAAGGCCAACGGCGUGCCGCUGCGCCACUACCUCUGGGCCACGGGCCUGCCGGCGGCGGCCUGGACUUUGGACGAGGCGCUCCACGCGCCCCCGCGCGUCGCGGGGCUCAAGCGCGCCGCGGACGCGUGCCUCGGGGCAGGAAAAGGGCGAUUCAACGCGUGCCUCCAUCCCUCAAAAACGGAGGGCUUCGGCCUGAACGUGCUCGAGUGCCAGCUCAUGGGCACGCCCGUGGUCACGACGAAGACGGCGGCCAUGGCCGACUACACGGUCAACGGCGAGGCCGUGCCCUACCGGCAGACGGAGUGGCUCGCGGGGGGCAUGGUGGCGACGCCGGACGUCGACGGCGUCGCGGCCGCGCUCCACCGCCUGCGCGCGCGGCCCAGGCACGAGGCCGACGCGGCCGCGGCGAAGGCCAAGGCCUGGCUCGAGGCGACGUUCAGCUCCGCCGCCGUCGCCGCGGGCAUGGACGCGCUGCUCGCCGACGUGCUCGCGAAACCGCCGGCGCCCGCGAAGCCGCCGACGGUCCGCGUCGAGACCGCGGACUUCCCGGACCCCGUGCACUGGGACGCGGACUGGACGCUCCUCGUCGACGCCGACGUCGACGUCAACGAGGCCGCCGUCGCCGCGUUCGUUUCCCAGCCGUGGGCGACGGCCUCGAACGGCGCGCUCGCGGCGAUCGUGCCCUGCGUCUACGCGGACGGGUCGCCCGUGCCCUACCUCAGCGGCCAGGCGGCGCACCCGCACCUGCCGGUCAUCGUGCGCACGCACACGUUGUCCCACGCCCAGGUCGCGGACCCGGACCGGACGCACGUCGCCGCGCUCAUCCUCCAGCAGGUCCGGGGCGUCCAGCGGCUCCCGGACGGCCUCGCCCGGUUCCGGACGCGCCUGCCGGGCCAGCCGGACACGCGCUACGAGUUCCUCGACACGGAGGUCCGCCACUAAGAGCAAGGACGAAGGCGGGUGUUUACUAAAGAAGAUAAGAAGGG
This is a messenger RNA of Aureococcus anophagefferens, 1121 nucleotides long. RefSeq lists its product as hypothetical. The record is from RefSeq and is a predicted model, not a curated record. The transcript is spliced from 2 exons. The annotation marks the transcript as partial. Lineage: Eukaryota; Pelagophyceae; Pelagomonadales; Pelagomonadaceae.